UUUUACGAUCGUCAUGUGGCUAACUUUUAGAUCUUGUGCUGGCCGCAAAAUGUCCGUUGACGAGUUUUUUAAAAGGAAAUGCGGUAAUUUUGGAGAGCUAGCGGAUGGUGCUGUUGAAAGGCCAAGUUUAGGACUGUCUGUGAAUAGUCCCAAAAAGACAAGUCAUCUUAUACCGUUGGUUGAUUCAACUAUAAUAACAGAAACAUCCUCUGUUGGUUCAAUUGAUGCUAAGAAUAAAACUAUACAAAACAAUCCAAGUGUGAUGAAAGAUGUAGAAGAACAGAGUAUUAUGAGUUUAACUAGUAUUGCUCAAGCACUGCAGGAUAUUGACAGUGGUACGCCACGAAGAUUGGUGGAUCAACUUAUAAUGGCAAAGAAAAAGAAGAAAUCUACACAAACCAAAGAAGAAGCAAAUCGGGAUACUUACACGUUAUUACCUUCAACUAGGAAGUCCAUGCCUGCAGCCUCAAGUAGAAACUUGGAGAGUUUUGAAAAAGAUAUUGCAUUGUUAAAUCUUUCUUCCAAACUGUCUUUAGAUAGCAAAAUUCCGAGUGAAACGUUAGGUGUUAAACAAUCAGUAUCAAGUAUGUUAUCCUUGAAUUCUAACGUGGGUGCAAAAGGGAACUUUAAGACUACUUGUCCGGAGCUUAAAAAAGAAAUAAGUAAUGGAAAUUUAACAUCGCCAUAUAAUCAAGAGCAAAACAUGUCAUCUUGUGUUUCAAAAAUUAAUGUAAAACAGAAGCAAGAGAAACAAUCUAUUAAUUCGAAAAUUGAAGAAAUGGAGAAGAAAGGAAAUAUAAAAGAAGAAAAUAUUUCUUAUAAAGAUAAAACAGAGUCUUUUGUACGAGAGUAUUCAAAUUCUGAAGGAAUUGAAUCUCAGUUAAAUAAUGUUGUCAUUGGUAAAAGCACAGAGGAAUUGUGUAACUGUAUCGUCGGUUUACCGAACGAAACUGACAUCGAACUUGUAAAUAAAAGCGAUAGAUGGGUUAUAUGCGGCUUGAGUCUCAGUCAAGUUCAAGGUGAUAAGCAAAAUAUUCAACUUGUAUUACCAAACGAUGUCAUACUUAUCAAACCGAAUUCAGAACAAAAGGCGAAGAUCAAUGUGACAGUUGCUAAAAUGUGUAAACCGAUUAUAGCAGUUUUAAAUAUAACAGUCUCAGACAUGGUAACCAGAUCUGAAUGGAUCAUGAAGCAUCUAAUUUGCUUCAAACCCGAAGAGUUAAAUGUAAUUAUUUCAAACCCAUCUCAGAAGAACGAAUUAGAUUUUCAAUGCAUUAUUGAAAGUAGCACGGCCGACCUUCCUAUUACUAUUAAGAACAAAAAUAGCGUUGAUAUAUGCCUGAGGCUUUCUAUAUCACAGGAUGAACCAUUGGUAUUUGGCUUGGAAAAUUUUAGUCAAGUGCAACGCGUGACACUAAAAUCCCAGGGAAGUAUAACUGUAAAUGUUCAGUGUAAAGGUGUUCUACAGAAACAUUCAGAUCCAGCUCAAAGAUCUUUGGAGCAUUACGAUGGUAAUCUGAUAAUCCAGGCAGAAUACGGCCUUGAUGACACUAUGAUAAUAAAGGAAAUAGCCCUAGUUGCACAAGUAGGAGUCUGUAAGAUACAAGUAGUCGACACAGACCUACCUUUUGUUGUGUUAAAUAAACAAAGUAAACCGAUGAAUGUCAUCAAUAAUGGGAAUAUGCCGGUAUGGGUAUCUGCUUCGUUCGUAGACAUGGAUUCUAGAAAAAGUUCCAAGUAUUUCAGUGUUCAACCCGAGAAUUUACUUUUACAACCCAACAAGGCUGGUUGUUUUAAUGUUGCAUAUAAAUCACAAAAUACGGAUGCAUCGAAAAUGGUUACAAAAAUUCAAUUCAAGGUUGCCAAUAAUGUGUACGAGUACUCUGUAUAUGGAGAGUCAAGUAAUUACCAGGAAACACAAAAUGAGCCGUAUCUUCGCUGUGAAACUCCCCAGAUUUUAUCAUCUGUUAGUUCUCCAUCGUCUCCCCAUAGUGUGAUCUCAAACAAGUCUGGAACGUCCGGAAGAAAUUCCCCAUUAAGUUCAGUAUCAGGCUCAACAGUUGCUGGUGAGAAAAUCCCUAUAAGAACAACUCACGCCGCUUUAGUGUGGAAUAGCAUAAAAGCGGGAAAAUCUGAUGUUAAGGAGUUUACUAUUCGCAACAUCAGUAAUAACAAGAUAAAGCUUCAGGCUAUUAUAUCUGACAACGAGAAGAACUUUCGUUUUUUGCGAGACCGACAUGUGGGUGGUACAAGUAUAGUCCUGGUGUUACAAGGUUCAGAAAGCAGAACAUUGUCAGUUGCAUUUAAUCCUCAUCAUCUGGGUGCAGCUACUGGUAAAAUAAUAUUCAGACAUUAUGAACCCAGAAGGGACGACAGUGAAUCUCGGCCGUCAAAAUUGUUAUUUUUGUAUGGUUAUGGUGGCUACAGCAGGGUCGAAAUUUUUGAAGCAUAUAAAGAUACAAGUGGAAAAAUGUGGCUGUCUCUUGGUACACUAAAUUCUGGUGGUUCUUUAAGCGCAAAACUCAGAUUGCAAAACACUGGUGAUCUGUGUUCAUAUGUUAAAAUAAAAUUAAUACCAAAAGCUGUGUAUCCUUCUAUGGUUUCGAGUUGGCGCGUAAAUCCUACCGAGUUAAUAUUAAAUCCAAAAGAAACGCAAUGGGUAACUUUGGAAUUUCAUCCGCGAAAAGAAGAUUUAGCAUUGUUGCGACGAUCGGACGUAUCUCAUGUAGGAACAAUACUCAUUACCCAUGGGGAUGAACCCUCACGGUGGCGAAUUCGUAGAUUAUAUAACAAGAUGAAGGAGACUGGCGAAUUAAGUGGAAGUGAAAAUGAAGCAUUUAAGAAUAUAGUUCAACCGAUAUGCAAAGUUUUCCCUGGAGAACAAUUGAUGUCGGACAUAAACACUAUCCGAGAUUCAGUGCAAAAUCUGGGAGACCUAUGUCGGGGAAUCUGGCAACAUGAAGUUAUGCUAACGAUGGAAGUGUGUGCUGAUGAAACCUUAUCGGUCCUUCACGAUAAUGCUGACGAGUCUCAAAUGUUUUAUUCUCUCUGUAGUGAUAAUAGUCACAUAUAUGAUGGAAAUGGCGAAAGUUUUCUACCUUCCGAUACGCUCUUAGCGAACAGUACGUUUCAACAUGCGAUAAAUGUCGGUCAUUUCAUAGUUACGCCAAAUACUGUAAUUUUAACUCCACCAACAAAAAUGGAAGCGAUUGUAACUAUAAAAACUACCUGUACUGUCGCCCAAGUAUUUGAUACUGCUUUGUCAAAUACAGAAUACUUAAGCGUUAUGCCCGCGGAAGGUAUGAUACCCACAAGAAGAGAUUUUCAAUUAAAGAUACAAUGCAAACGAAAAAUCGAUCGCAGCUUUAACGCAGUGCUCGAGAUUUAUACAGAGAAUAACAAACUGGAUGUACAAAUAAAAGUGAACGUUAAACGAAUGUAAAUUGCUCCAUUAAAGUUAAUACUUUUAUCUAAUAUUUAUUAGUCAGCAUAUAGCUAUAAUUUUACAUUUUUAUAUGAACAAUAUAUUUUAUUACGAAUAAACAAAUUUU
This is a messenger RNA of Nomia melanderi (Alkali bee), 3551 nucleotides long. RefSeq names its product spindle defective 2 (gene spd-2). Gene Ontology annotation, molecular function: protein kinase binding. Lineage: Eukaryota; Metazoa; Arthropoda; Insecta; Hymenoptera; Halictidae. The record is from RefSeq and is a predicted model, not a curated record. Gene Ontology annotation, biological process: protein localization to centrosome; centrosome duplication; mitotic spindle assembly. Gene Ontology annotation, cellular component: cytoplasm; pericentriolar material; centriole.